AGCAUCACAUAGCUGAAGAGGUCACACAUAACCAAAUAUUUAUCAAUAUCAAAAUAUCAUCGAUUUUGUGAAUCUAUCAUUUACCCAAACAGUUGAUCAUUUUAAAACAUUUAUUGAUAUGUCCUCACUUUUUAAAAUGUCGCUCAACUUUGCCCCUAAUGACAUCCGCGCAAUAUUACAAAAUAUUAUUCAAAGCGGCGGCACACAUAAAGAACAAGCUGAAAAGUAUCGACAAGCUUUAGAAUUAAUUCACACUACUCGAUCUAGUUGUUUGGUUGAAGAACUUCAGUGUUUUAUUGAAGCAAUUGUUAAUGAAAAUGUAAGCCUGGUAAUCUCAAGACAAAUUCUCACCGAAAUGAGUAGUUAUUUAAUGAGGCUUCCUGACGAUGUAUCAAAAGCAGUUUGUCACUACAUGCUUGAAAAGGUCCAACCACGAGUAAUUUCGUUUGAAGAGCAAGUUGCCAGUAUUCGUCAACACUUGUCCGGCAUUUACGAACGUCAUCAACAGUGGAAAGAAGCAGCUCUAGUUUUAGUUGGAAUUCCACUGGAGACUGGCCAGAAACAAUAUACUGUGGAUUACAAGCUAGAUACCUAUUUGAAAAUCGCCAGGUUAUAUCUUGAGGACGACGAUCCGGUUCAGGCCGAAGCUUUUAUAAAUAGAGCAUCAUUGCUUCAAGCUGAGUCCAAAAACGAGCAACUGCAAAUUUAUUACAAGGUAUGCUAUGCUCGUGUAUUGGAUUAUCGUCGGAAGUUCAUUGAAGCUGCUCAACGGUACAACGAGUUAUCCUUCCGGAGCAUUGUCCAUGAAGACGAACGCAUGACCGCAUUGAGGAAUGCUCUUAUAUGCACAGUCCUGGCAUCUGCUGGACAGCAAAGAUCUAGAAUGCUUGCAACCCUAUUCAAGGAUGAACGUUGUCAACAGUUACCUGCAGUGGCAAUUUUGGAGAAAAUGUACCUGGAAAGAAUCAUCCGUCGAUCUGAAUUGGAAGAUUUCGAAGCUUUGCUUCAGCCACAUCAGAAAGCAAAAACUGGAGACGGAUCUACGAUUUUAGACAGAGCAGUUAUCGAGCACAACUUGCUGUCCGCUAGUAAGCUAUACAAUAACAUCAGCUUUGAGGAACUAGGGGCCUUGCUGGAAAUCAACCCCAUGAAAGCAGAGAAAAUCGCGAGCCAAAUGAUCACAGAGGGACGCAUGUAUGGUUAUAUUGACCAGAUUGAUUCGAUCGUGUAUUUCGAAACACGAGAAACUCUACCUCAGUGGGACAAGCAGAUCCAAUCCUUAUGCUAUCAAGUCAACUCAUUAAUAGAGCAAAUUUCUAAGGCCCAUCCUGAAUGGAUUGGCAAAGUUAUGGAAGAUCAAAUGGUGUCCUAAAUUUAUAUAUUAUAAAUAUUACUUUCAUUGUGUAAGUGUUUAAUUGAGUUAUGCAAUAAAAAAACCAUGCAAGUUUA
Molecule: messenger RNA, 1449 nt
Organism: Dendroctonus ponderosae (mountain pine beetle)
Lineage: Eukaryota; Metazoa; Arthropoda; Insecta; Coleoptera; Curculionidae
Gene: CSN4
Product: COP9 signalosome complex subunit 4
Exons: 4
Coding region: 119-1372 (417 amino acids)
Cellular component (GO): COP9 signalosome; cytosol
Source: RefSeq, a predicted model, not a curated record